CCAGUUUCCACCACAACCCACUUUACGCGCAUCAAGUUUUUUUUGUCGCGCACCAUGGCCCGGACUGCUGCAUCUCGCGCUGCAAGUGCAAAGCCUGUGGAGAAGAAGAGCGCAAAAGAAGUCAAAGCCAAUGGCACAGCCCCACGGAAAGGCGCAAAGAAGGCCGAAGACGCGCCUGCUGCCAAUGGUGUAGCCGAGGAGACUGAGCCUGCUGAUGAAAAAACCGAAGAAGUCGAAGCUCCGGCAAAAAAGCCUGCUGCACGUAGUCGCGCAAAGAAGACCGAGGCUCCUGCGGCCGAGACCAAGGCCGCGCCCAAGAAGACAACAAAGCGCAAGAAGGAUGAUGAAAGCGAGCUUGAAGCAGGCGAAGCUCCUGCGCCUGCUGUGAAGAAGGCCAAGGUGAACGGUACAAAGGCUGCGCCCAAGACCGCGCCAAAGGCCGCCCCUAAGCCUGCUCCCGAAGCCGCUCCCGAGGCUGCACCUGAACCUGCGCCCGAAGCCGCGCCCGAAGCCGCGCCAGAACCUUCGCCUGAAUCCUCCUCCAAGGUCGAGUCCAAGGCCCCAACACCGGCGCCUGAGCCCAAGACCAAGGUUGAUCCCGCUCUGGUCCCGAACCCCAAGGGCCCAAGACGCGCAAAGGGAAAGAAGACCGAGAUCAAUCCAAUCCGCUACACUGAGCCUCUCAAGGUUUUCGUGUUUGGCGAGGGUGGUUCUGGUGAGCUUGGAUUCGGUGCAACAAAGAAGGCUAUUGAUGUAAAGCGACCACGCUACAAUGAGGCCCUUACCAACAUGAACGUCGUCAGGAUCGCUACCGGCGGCAUGCACGUCGUGGCGCUGACAAAGGACAACAAGAUCUUAACAUGGGGUGUCAACGACAACGGCGCACUCGGACGUGACACGUCCGGCAGCACUAUCAAGAUGCGCGAUGUUGAUGCGGACGACGACUCGGACUCUGAAGACGAGACUGGCGGUCUGAACGACGAGGAGGCCACACCCAAGCCCGUUCCCGCUGAGUACUUCCCCGAAGACACCAUAUUUGUCGAUGUUGCUGCUGGCGACAGCUGCUCUUUUGCGCUGACCACAGAGGGAGCGGUUUACGGAUGGGGCACAUUCCGCAAAAACGAAGGCAUCCUUGGCUUCGAACGCGGCAACCACACUGCGCCACGUCCUGUCUACCUCGAUAGCGUGAAGAAGGUUACACAGAUUGUCUGCGGUACGAACCACGUCUAUGUACUAGACAAGGACCGACACGUGUACGCAUGGGGCAACGGACAACAGAACCAGCUUGGUCGCCGUGUAACCGAGCGCAACCUGCAUCAGGCCCUGCAGCCCAACAGGAUCGGCUUCCACGACGCCUCCAUCAAGAGGCAUAGCCAGCGAAUCGCAUCCAUCGCAUCCGGUGAUUACCACGGUCUCGCCAUUGCAGAGGACGGUCACAUUUGGGCUUGGGGCGCAAACAACUACUGCGAAACUGGCUACACUGGUAAUGCUGGUGCCGAAGAUGCCAGUGUUCUCCAGCCCAAGAUCAUACACAGCCUCGAAGGCAAGAGCGUUGAGUCUCUGGCUGCGGGUGCGCACCACAACCUUGCCAUCACCAAGGAUGGCCAAGUGCUUGUUUGGGGUCGCUGCGACGGUUCACAGACGGGCAUUCCUUCGUCGCAGCUCGAGGCCGAGACAGACGAGGAGAAGGUGUUGAAGAACAACGGAAAGCCGAAGAUUGUCGUCGAACCCGUCGCCCUUCCAAAUCUCAAGAACGUUGUCACUGGCGCGUGUGGACCUGACCACAGCAUUGUCAUUGACAAGGACGGCAAGGCCUACUCUUGGGGAUUUUCAGCCAACUACCAAACCGGCCAGGGCACGGAUGAUGACAUCGAGGUGCCAACCAUGAUUGACAACACAGCCGUUCGGGAGACGAAGCUUACCUGGGCCGGUUGCGGUGGUCAGUACAGCGUCCUCGCGAGCAAAAAGGAGUAAGCGGCAUGGGCCGUGACAAGGAAGCCGCCCUUGGGGCUUUUGUUUUAUUUGCUCGUUUUCACACAUGUUCGUGUUUUCCCACCGGAUUCAAGGUGUUUCAGACUGGCAUUCACGGCGUUAGCGUAUCUUAUGGGCAGGCUUUUGCAUAGCGGGGUACUCUCUUAGGCCAGAAUUUAC
Messenger RNA from Exserohilum turcica Et28A, 2151 nucleotides. RefSeq lists its product as uncharacterized. The transcript has 3 exons. Gene Ontology annotation, molecular function: guanyl-nucleotide exchange factor activity. The record is from RefSeq and is a predicted model, not a curated record. Lineage: Eukaryota; Fungi; Ascomycota; Dothideomycetes; Pleosporales; Pleosporaceae. Bases 55 to 1974 code for a protein of 639 amino acids. Gene Ontology annotation, cellular component: cytoplasm.